Aaosphaeria arxii CBS 175.79 is the source of this 1021-nucleotide messenger RNA. RefSeq lists its product as uncharacterized. NCBI's taxonomy places the organism in Eukaryota, Fungi, Ascomycota, Dothideomycetes, Pleosporales. The record is from RefSeq and is a predicted model, not a curated record. Bases 308 to 847 code for a protein of 179 amino acids. The transcript has a single exon.
GUUGGGGAAAGAGAUAUAAAGGCGGGUUGAAAGGGUUGAAAGGGGGGUGGCUUCGUUCGUCUCCACUACAUAAAACUUUUGAUAGGUUGGAUUGACUGGAAGAGAUUGGAUAUUGAAUAAGAAGGCCAUUGAAGUCUGCGGGCAGUUCGACCUCAAAGACAGCAUAUCUGGGAUCACUGAGGAACUCAACAACAUUACACACAUCAAAAAGCCAACACCACAACAAUACCACGCCAAAUCCGAAAUCCGAAAUCUCAAAUCCUAGAUCUCAAAUCUCCCAACUCACCACCUCAAAAAAGAAAACAAUAUGUCCUCCAAGCCCCUCGCCGCCGAGGCAACAACCACCCUCCACGACAACCCAACCCUCAACUACAAACUCCACGUCUUCCUCUACGACCUCCGACACUUCCGCUCCUCGCCCUCCAGCCGCUCCCGCCUCGACGCCGUCGUCGACACCCACUACCUCGGCGCGCCCUACUUCGACCCCGUGGAGCGAUCUCUGCUCCUCUCCUCCCUCAUCAUCCCCUCUUUCCCAUCUUCCUCUUCCUCGACCACGACAACCGACACCCUGCAAGACACCCUCGACGACUUCUUCCGCCGCAAACUAGAAAAAAGGGUGAAAGGAAGGAUUGAGAAGGAAGGCGAUGGACGCAUCUGCGCGGCGCACGACCUAGCGCCUGUGUUUGAGAGGGCGUUUGGGGUGCGGAUGAAGGAGUUGGAGAAGAAUAGGGGGUUUAUGAAACUGCUGAGGACGAGGGGGUUGGAGUUGAGGGAGGGGCAGGUGUGGUGUGGGCUUGGGAAGGGGAGGGGAAAGGACAGAAGGGAGGGGAAAGGGGAGAGGGGGUAGUAUGGGGCACUAUGUAUUCAUUUUCAAAGAGUUUACUACUCGGUGUCUAUCAUAUGACGGUGGUGUAUGACAAAGGAGGUAAAGACAGUCUACGGGUCUGUUUGUAUUCAAAGGUAGGAGGCGAAGUGCAUCAAAGCGAGACAGUCCUGACAAAGAUGUGUGUUCUGAGUUGGA